Molecule: messenger RNA, 6610 nt
Organism: Micropterus dolomieu (smallmouth bass)
Lineage: Eukaryota; Metazoa; Chordata; Actinopteri; Centrarchiformes; Centrarchidae
Product: fidgetin-like
Exons: 5
Coding region: 506-2851 (781 amino acids)
Molecular function (GO): ATP binding; microtubule severing ATPase activity; ATP hydrolysis activity
Source: RefSeq, a predicted model, not a curated record
CCACGGCACUGUAUAAAUAUAACCAGCAGCGUUGAAAAAGCUUAUUAGGAGUUGGCAGUUCAUUUUCUCUGAACUUCCUCGCAACACUCGGAUAUAUUAGCUACUCUCCUCAGCGUGUCUUCGCUGCUCUGACUGCUGGAGGUUCUCCAGCACUCUCCAAACAGGUCUGAUCCUUAACAAAGGUGAGGGGGCUGGAGCUCGUUGUGUUCCAGCACAGCAGAGGUGAACGGAGAGAGGUCUGUGUUCCUGGCACACAAUUCCUUCAGCACGCUGUCACGUCUCUUCAACUCUCCCCCUCUCUGAUGUUACCUGACAGAUAUGAUGCUAAAACCAGGAGCUUGUUAGCAAAAAAAUGGAAGCAGGGGAGGAAACAGCUCGCCUGGCUCUGUCCAAAGUAUGUAUAGGGCGGAGUGCAGUUGCAGUGAAAUGAUGAGGGCCGACAGUGAAGUCCGCAGGCACUGGAGUUGAAAUUUAGCUGGUCAUGUGACUAUUACUCCCCCUCCCCAUGACCCUGGAGAGAGAGGGGAGGAAAAAAAACACCCCAUACCAACACAGGAGGCGGGAUUGUACUCGCUUAAAGAUGCAGUGGACCCCCGAGCAUAGCCAGUGGGCCGAACAGCAUUUCGACAUCUCCUCCACCACGCGCUCGCCAGCCCACAAGGCUGAGGCCUACAGGGCUGUACCUGGCCACCUGCAGCGCUCAGCCACCUACCAGUAUGCCUGGGCCAAUGAUGACAUCUCAGCCCUCACCGCUUCCAAUCUGCUCAAGAAGUAUGCAGAGAAGUAUUCCGGCAUACUGGAGAUGCCGGGCUCCUAUUCUGAGGCCCCUGGGGUCCCAGGAGUGAUGAACGGACGGAAAGGUGAAUCCGAGCCAUGGCAGGAUGGCGUCUAUCCCAUGAGCUGCAUCCCCGAGGGGGUUUCUGUCAGAAAGGGAGGGGUGGCGGCAGCUUCAGAGGUGGUGUCUGGGAUGUGCAGCUCCCCAGGCCUGGCCUCCAGCACCCUGAGUGAGCCCAGCUACUCCAGCAGCAGCUGUGGGAGCCACACUGCCACCGCCCUCCACUCCUCCUCCAUGGCCUCUCAGGAAUAUGGCCCUGCAUACAGCAGCUCCUACCUGCACAGUAGUUACAGCUCCCAGUCUGCCCCCGCCCCAGCACUUCCCUCCCCACUGCACAGCUCUGGGCUCCUGCAGCCGCCCCCUCCACCGCCCUCCCACCCCACUUUAGUCCCCGCUUACAACGGAGGCUCCCCCAACUUGUCUAGUUAUAAUUACCCCCCAGCAGGCUACCCAGCUCAAAGCUCAGUCGGGCCAGGAUACAGCCCUGGGGGAGCACCCCCUCCUUCCUCAUACCUACCCUCCGGCAUCGCUGCACCUACACCCCUUCCCCCCUCUUCUGCUUUACCUGGAUACCCAUACCAGAGCCACAACCUGACCCCGAUCGCCCCCACCCCGCUCAACAGUAGCUCCUCCAACUCACUGAAGAGGAAAGCCUUCUACAUGACGGGCCAAGGAGAGAUAGACUCCUCUUAUGGUAACUUUGGCUAUGGCCAGGCUCGGAACUCGGCCGAGAGCCCCAUGUACAGGAUAGCAGACAGCAGCAGUGCAAACGGAGGCUCCAACAGCACCAGUGGUGGUGGAUUUGACAGGAGUGCUGAAAAGUCAUCUUUACCUUUUAAUCCUCAGAAGCAGUCCACGAUGUCCUCAGAGCAGCAGCAGAGGAAGUACAGCAGCCAAGCAACAGGCGGGCCACUGACUCCACCUGCCUAUGUCUCCUCCACCCUUGGGGGUUCCCGCUCUGCAGAUUCCCUUGUCAGCUUCACCUCCCCUUCCCUUAGUGAGCAAGGUGCUGAUGAUCACCGUCUCCACCUCUCCCACUCAGCGCCAGGGCCUACCUCCUCAUCCACUUCCAACUCCCGGCCUGCUGAAGAGCAGCUAAAAACCAGUGACCCUCACCUCCUAGACAUGGUUACCUCUGAAAUCGUUCAGCAGGGGCCCCCAGUGGAUUGGAGUGACAUUGCAGGACUAGAGCUGGCCAAGGCAACCCUGAAGGAGGAGGUCCUGUGGCCCAUUCUGCGCCCGGACAUGUUCAGCAGUUUAGGACCAGCCCCCCGUUGCGUCUUGCUAUUUGGCCCCAGGGGCAGUGGCAGGACGUUGCUGGGUCGCUGCCUGGCCAGCCAGCUGGGGGCACCGUUCCUCCAGCUCAGUGGUUCCACGUUGGCCACCAAGUGGCUGGCAGAAGGAGAAAAAAUCAUCCGAGCGUCGUUCCUGGUGGCGCGCUGCCGGCAGCCCUCAGUACUGUUCAUUAGUGAAGUGGACAUGCUGCUGUCAGCCCACCUCAGCGAAGAGAGUCCUAUCAACCGGCUGAAGGGGGAGCUACUUGCCCAGUUGGACUCACUUCUCAUGGGUUCAGGCGACGACGGAGGCAACCAAGUGUUGGUGGUUUGCUCCACAAGCAGACCCCAGGACAUGGACGAAGGACUGCGAAGGUACUUUGCUCGGAGGGUCCUUGUGCCCCUGCCUGACAGCACAGCCCGACACCAGAUCGUGAACCAGCUCCUUGCUCAAUCUCAGCACAAAUACUGCUUGAGCGAGGAGGAGCUGGUGCUGCUGGUCCAGCGCACUGAGGGUUUCUCCGGACUGGACCUGGCCAGACUCUGCCAGGAGGCCCUUGUUGGUCUGUUACACGUCUCUGCACAGGGCAUGGACAUGACAGGUAUGAUGCCCAGGGGACAGGUCAGGCCCCUCACCUACCAGGACUUUGAGAGUGUCUUUUGUAAAUUCCAAGCCAGUAUAUCGCAGAAAGAGAUUGACACGUACACUGAGUGGAACAAAAUGUUCGGCUGUAGCCAGUGAAAAGAUAGAUUCCGCCCUUGAGAAAAAGAGGCAUCCACAAUUCCUCCCCUCAGGGCAGAAGCAUUGUGCUGGAGGGAAAGGCACACAGAAGGCCAUCACAAGCCCACUGAGUUCUCACAAGCAGGGUUUAGACGCACCGAGAGACCUGUUUUGAUGAGACAACUGGCAGUUUUGCAGUUAAUGAGCAAGAGUUUUAAUUUGAAUGCUUGACACUCCAGAAAGCCAGGCAUUGUUUACACGUUGCAAGCAAAGUUGGCUUCGGAAGAGACUCCCCAAUGUCUGUAUAUAUAUAUCGUUAUGUUCUUGUUCUUGAAGUUUAGUUGGCUAUCCAAGUGCCUGAAGUGGUGCUUUCUGAUUUUCCUUCUUUGUUUAUUUGCCUCACAAUCUACAUUCAUGGCAUGAGCUGAUGAUUAUUAAGAGCUUUAAAACUUCAGCGGUGAGUCUGAAAAACAGAGAUUGACAGUUGCCAUUGGCGGUGGUCAAUCAUUCUUUAUUGUCUUGCUAAGAGCGGUAAUCCAUCAGGGCGGCAGUAGUCUGGGCCCUGAGUCACACUCAUCUCUUCUGAUCCUGUGUCUGCAAAACAAACAAACGUAACAAACAAAACUCAGGAAAGCGUUUGUGAAUUGUACAGUACCUCAAGAUAUUUUGAAGAAAAGCACUAAGAUCUGAGAGGAGAAUCCGAGGUGUAUUGGCAGUUUAUGUUUAGCAAAGCAGUGUUAGGUGUACCUCAACUGGCUAGAAUAAAUAGCAAAGAGGUGACAAUGAAUGUACUAGAUAUGUUCUGGAAUGAUCGAACAUAAUCAAUAGUGAGAGUAAAGACAUUAUUACUUUCAAUUUGUUUUUCCUCACAGCAGGUGCUUUAGUGACCUGUUUUUACUUGACCAAUUCUGAAGUUUAUUUCCAUAGCCCUUAAAAAAUGUAAAACCGUGUUGCCCAGAUUUGUUGUUUUGGGGUUCUAAGAGAAGGGCGUUGGUGUUGGGGUGGUGGGAAUUGUAUAUUUAUUAAAACAACCAUAAUCAACAUUGUUUAUAUUGUGCGAUCUAGGCUAUGUGGUUAGGCUGCAUGGAGGCGCCAUCAGUUUGUCAGCUAACUUCUGCGCAACAUACCGGCUCAUUUGUCAUACUGUUUAAUAAGGGAAGGCGUAUUCUCUGAUGUGGAUGAAGCUGACACUACACCACCACCAAAAACACUUUAAGACAUUGUUUGACAUUUUGAAAACACAGUUAUUUGCUUUCUUACUGAGAGUUGUAUGAACGAUCAAGCUAGUCCGAGUAGCAGGUUAGCUUACCUUGUCAUAGAAACUGAAAACGGGGAAACAGCUUGCCUGUCUGUGUCAGAAGGUAAUAAAAUCUGUUCUUAAAUUUUGCUUGCUUAAUCUGUGUGAAAACUUAAGUGUGAAAAAACAAUCUGUGGUUUUACAGGGGGUUAUGAGCCACUAAGCUAACGGGCUUCAGGCUGAAGCAGAUUUGAGAGUGGUAUCGACCUUCUCUAACUCCCUGCAUUUCCCACAAUGUCAAGCUAUUCUUUUAAAUCACAACGAUAUCAAAGACCAUUUACUGUAGUUCUUUGUGUGGCUCUUGAAUUAAAUGUUUGACUUAAUGUCAUUUUGUCUAGCUUACUCCAGUUGGUUUCAUCCAGAAAUGCUGUAUUGGAUAUCAAGAAGCAGCUCAUCUGUUUUUAUAACAGUAAAUAGAAUCAAGGGAGCUAAAUCCAGAUAUCCUCCUAGUCCCUAAAUUGGAUUUGAAGUAUCACAACUUGGAUAUGGAAAAAUGGGUUUUGCAAAGUUACCUUGUCACACACACUAUUUGAACUGGAUUAGCUGUAGAAUGGGAUACCGCUCCUGUUAUUUGGACAAGGUCAUUCGUCCAGUAUGUCUAUAAUUUUCAUAAGUGUGGAAAGUAGAAAAACAUUACAUUACAUUAAAUUUUGCCAGAGGUCAGAGGUAAUUUGAUAAUUCUGCAAUUCUGAUUGUGAUUGUAGUGGUCAUGUCCAACCAGCGGGCAUAUACAUAGUUAGCAAAACUAUAAGGGACACUCUUUUAAUCUAGUUACAAUCAGAGAAGUGAUUUAUCAAAAUAAUCCAAUUCAUACCCAUGUUAGUCAUUUUUUCUCAUCUGUAACUUUAUUGUCAGUUUUAUUUUUCACUGUAUUUACACAGAUAGCACGAACCACAUAAUCUAAAUGCUUUUGGAUACAUAUUUCAGUUGACUGAAAAGCUUUUUCAAUUUCGGCACUUGUCUUAAAGUCCUUCAUCCUUGAAGGUUAUCUGUUGCCCAUUGUAUUGCAUUGGAAUGUAUUUUUGUCUCUUCCUUGUCACCAUAUAAGAAGCUAUCCUUUAGCACUACUGUUGUGACAUGGGGGUGCUUCAGAUGGUUUAAUGUACGUGCACUUAAGCGUUUUGUGUGUAAUAUUGUUUUUUUGAAAUGUAUCAAUGCCGUUGGCAGCGUUUGUUUUGUUUUGUCUAUCUGGUAUUUAUCCUGAAGGAGAUUUCAUUUAUCCAAACUGGUGAUCAGUUUUACACUUUUAUUGUACAUUCUACUUUUUGAAAAUAAUGUCCAUGCUGAAGUAGGAGCAACAUACUGUACGUGCUGGCCCACUCUGUAUUGCUGUCUCUUGUCUAGGCACCAUCAGUGCAGCAGCACCUGAUGUUGUGGGUGGGGGUCGGGGGGGCGGGGGUUCUGCUGAGCAUCAGCAAAAUUGACGGAAAGGAAAGACAGCCUGGCAGUGUGGCGGCAGCACAAGGGGAAAGCAGAGUGGUCCGUCAGAAAACCACCCUCAAAACAAUCUGUACCAGAAUUCCUUCUGUCAGCAAAUCCUCUGGAGAGAGAGUCCCUUUAGACAGAAAAACCUACUAAUGCACUUCAGAGCACACAUCAACAGCACAGGCAUUCUCUCUCCACAGCCAACGAACAAACGACUUGAAACACACCGGUCAAUGCUACGCUUGUUUGUUACGUUCUUUGUGUCUUGACCUUUUUCUACAUGGUGUUUAAAUCUAGCUCCUUUCGGGGGGGUGGGGAUCUUUCUUUAAAUGGAUGCUAGAAUUCUUCUUUAAAGCAUUUCUACCUCAUGGCUACAAAACACACGUGGUAUUUGAUUUACGUCUUUCCAAAUGUCAGACAUUUGUGAAAAAUGCAUUGGGGAAAAAAAGAAGGGGAGAGAAUAACACCAUGAAGUUUUGCGCAGUCUACCUCAGAUGACUGUACUUAAAACAUUUAGCUGAUGGUGCAACCGCAGGCUGCAGCAUAGCCUAGUGUGUGUGUGUGUGUGUGUGUGUGUGUGUGUGUGUCUCAGUCACUGUGUGUCAAGUUAUAGGCAACACACACACACACACACACACCUGAUAACUCUUACAUCAAAAACACACUCACAAGUGACUUGUGAGGGAGGACCAGUUGGGGUCGACCUAAAGGUGACCUGGAAAUGUAUAAUCCAAUACAUUUGCUUUAAUCUUUUGUGAACUUCUGUGGUUGUGCGCGUGUGAAUGUGUAUAUACGUGGGCACUCUCUUCUUUUUUUUAUUUAGUGUGUUGAAUUUUAUAAAUUGUUAGUAUAUAUAACACACUUGCACAACUUUAAACCAGAGUGUAACGUGUUUCUGUUGUACAUACCUAUACAUACAAUACAAAUGCACCACUUGUUUAUAUGUGUGAAUAUGUUGCCAUACUUGCAGUCAACUUAAAUGUAUUUUCAUGUAAUCUUACAAUCUUAGGUACAAGCAGCAACAAACGAUUCAUUAAAGACAUUUUCUUGGGAGAUUA